GGUAAGAAAAAUGGAUGAACAGACCGGGAAAACGGCGUCGGCUUUAGCUAUAACGGAGAAGAAGCCUCAUAGGCCUGGUGGUUGUGUUGGCAUUUUCUUUCAACUCUUUAAUUGGAACCGAAGAUUUGCAAAGAAGAAACUUUUCUCCAGAAAAUUACUUCCUCCAGCCCGUACCAAUGCUUCCAAAAAAUUUGGAGGAGAUGAAAAAAUGCCCAGAUCCAAGCUUCAUUUGAUUGCUGGUGAGAACAGUGGGGAUUUUCCAAAUGUGAAGAAGAAUGGUAAACAUAGUAAUGGAGAAAUGGAGCAAAAGCGUGAAAUGCGAGCUCCGGGUUUGGUUGCUAGGCUAAUGGGACUAGAAUCCAUGCCGGCUGUGUAUAGAGAUAAGUCUAAUAAGAAACACCCGGUUUCAGGUAGUAAUUCUGAUGUUAGAGAUGAGAAAAUGGUGAAUGGUCAAAUUAGGGCUAGUGGGGAUGAUUUGGCUUUGGAGAAGAGUAGCAAGAAAAUUGAACCAAGGCCUCAAAAGAUACUGAAGAUAGAGCCAUAUGAUAGACGGGCGGUCACCAGGUUUGGAGCUGAGGCAUUGCAAAUUAAGAGCGUUUUAUCACGAUCAAAAAGGCAUCACCAUCAAAAGUUUGUUUCUCCUGUUAAGAGUCCAAGGAUCUCUUCUGCAAGGAAUGCAUCUAGGGCAUCUAGGUUGAUUGAUGCAGCUGCUAAAAUUCUGGAACCUGGGUUGCAAGCGACAAAUAGAGCGAAAUUUGCUCUUGCUUAUUCGAGUUCUAUGCAUUAUUCAUCUAAAAAUGGGGUUGUAACUGAGGGAAUUGGGGUUGUGUCACCAGAUUUGUUGAAACAAUCUGCUUGUAAUGUUAGUCAUGCCAAGCCUUUGAUGGGCCAGACAUCUUGCAGGAACUGUGGCAGUUUGCUUGAUGUUGUGGAGUCUGGAGGAAAGUUGGAGGGUCAGCCAUUUGUUUGUCCAUCCUUUGCUCCAAAUUUCAUAGAUGCUUCUUCUCAAGGAUUUGAAAAGAAUUGGCCAAGGUCUUCCCCAUCCUCAUUUUGUCAAGGGAAAGAGAUAAUUUUUCAGAGAAGCCAUGACCAACCCUUAUCUUUUACUGGUCAAGAAGAGAACAGUGUACAGUCCUGUAAUGAAUCCAAUACGUUUAAAAAUCCGCUAUCUCCUGAAGCUCAAGCUCGAUGGCAUUUGGCAAGCCAGCCAGGCAAACCUCAAAAGAAUGGAAAGUCUGCUUUUGCUUUCAAGCCCAAGAAUCAAAGUCAAAAUCAUAUAUCACUAGACAGGGAUAGAAUCCCAGCAACAGCUAAAGUAAGUAAUCUUCAAAGUAGGAGAGCUGCUUCUGCUGCAAAGGCUGUUUGUGGAGCCAAAGAUAUUAUUGCCCUGAACGGAAGUUUAAGUGCUCGCACCAGACAUAGAGUGCCAAUCAAAGUGGAUAGUUCUCCUAUUGACAUUGGGAGAAAAUCUUGCAGCGACCGAGAUGGUUCUUUGUCUCAGUUAAGGUCACCAGUAAGAAAGCGGAGAACAAUUAGUGUUAAUGGGCAAGCUGAAACUGCAGGUUUCAUCAAUUCAGCAAAUGGAAAAGAAAGAAAUGUGAAAUGCAAUUCAGCGACUAAAAGAGAAAUGAUGCAUGGUGCUCGCACCAUGGACUGGACAUGUGUUAAAAGCAGAUCAACAAGCCGGGAAACUGGUACUGGAGCCAAGGGCAAAAAUGACUCUGAUAUUGUUUCAUUCACAUUCAGUUCCCCAUUAAAGCAAAACCAUGUCAUUUCCAUGGGAUUGAAGGAUAAAAGAAAGUAUCAAAAUGACAUUAAUUGUAAAAGCGCUUCUCUCCAAAGAAGUGAAAUAUUUGAAGACAAUUUUGGAGAAACAUCUUUGCAGAAGAACUUGCCACUGACAGGAGAUGCUCUAAGUGUUCUUUUGAAACAAAAGUUGAAGGAAUUGACUUCUCAAGAGGGGGAUGAAGUGAUAUCAGAUUGUACUCUACCAAAGAGAUCAACUGCCAUGAUUCUGCAGGAGUUAAUUUAUGCUUUAACUUCAGAGCAGCCUAACUCUCAGAAUGGUCACCUGUUCAAUUCAGAUGUGGGUUUCCAGACUGAAGCAAAGGCUGAAGGGACUUUAGUUGGAUUGGUGAGCCAUGGCGAUCAUUUUAGCCCCGGUUCUGUUUUUGAAGCUUCAUUUUCAAAUGAUAGUUGUGUUUCCAGCAGCCUAGAUGAAAGCUUAGGACAUAGAUUGCAACUGGAUUCCAUGGAUUACUCAUAUGAUGAACCACAACCAACAGAACGUGAUGCAGAGCUUCUGGAUUCUGCAACUUCAUUGGACAAAGAGAUGAAUGGUAAUGUGAUGAUAGCCGAUCUUGUCAACCGAAUUUCUGUUAUGUUGCAAGUCUUAAGUAAUUUUGGUCUUGGAAUAUCUGGAGACAAACUUAUCCAUGUAAAGGAGGCUAUCUUGAAAGCAGAACUGUUGUUUGGGAAUGUGACUCCCCAUGAAUCAGAUGGGACAGAUGAUUUUCUGCUAGGGCCCUACGUACAUGAUGAAGUUGAAACUCUUGCUGGUUCUAUGUGUGUAGAUUUUAAUUCUCUUCUUCACUUUGAUCAGACCAAAGAAAAUAAUCAGCUUCGAGGAUUUUUGUUUGACUGUGCAAUAGAGUGUUUAGAUUCCAAGUACGGUAGAUACUGUAACUCCGGAUUUGCAGCAUGGAGAAGUCUGCCAUUGUGCAUGAACUCGGGGAAGCUGAUUCAAGAUGUUGCGGAGGAAGUUAGAAGGUGUACAAAGUUGGCUGGGAUGGUUCCUGAUGAAUUAAUAGAAUGGGAGAUUAGUUAUUCACUUGGAAAAUGGACGGAUUUUGACAUGGAGGCAUAUGAAACAGGUGCUGAAAUUGACUGGGAUAUUCUUCAAAAUUUAAUCCAGGAACUUGUACUAGACUUGGUUUUCCCUUGAAUUUUAUACAGGCCCUGUGAUUUGUGAGUAUCUUUUGUAAAUCAUGUUGACAUGCUACCACUUAAUUCUCUAUUGUGAUCAAAUCAAGAUGGUAAAUUUUUGUCCAAAGGAGUCAUGGAUGGGAUGGUAUUGUUG
Durio zibethinus is the source of this 3079-nucleotide messenger RNA. RefSeq lists its product as uncharacterized. NCBI's taxonomy places the organism in Eukaryota, Viridiplantae, Streptophyta, Magnoliopsida, Malvales, Malvaceae. The record is from RefSeq and is a predicted model, not a curated record.